Messenger RNA from Doryrhamphus excisus (bluestripe pipefish), 1128 nucleotides. The record is from RefSeq and is a predicted model, not a curated record. Lineage: Eukaryota; Metazoa; Chordata; Actinopteri; Syngnathiformes; Syngnathidae.
AAUCACUUGGGGUGGGCAGUGUUGUUUAGAGGGGAGGUUUUUUUUUGCUAGGUUACUCUGGGUACAAAACUGUGUUGGACUGUGGGCAGAGGUGCAGACUGAAGGUGCUGUGAACACCCUGUUGACCCUGAGCAACAUAUUGAGGAGAUAAACAUGGGCGUGUACAAUGAGCAAGGGGCAGCCAUCAAGGAGCCACAAUCUCGUGACAUGGUGAUCAAGGAUGGCAAAGGUGGUACUCCCUGCCACAGCACACCACAAAGUAAACUACCCCAGAAGGAUGUCGUCACUGAGAUGAUGUUUAUGGUGGGUGGAUGGACAAAGGAUGAUCCCUCUUGUCUGGUCGAACAGUUCUCUACUGAGUUUAACGAGUGGAGGACAGCCGCUCAUAUGGUUAAUCCGCGUGGCAACAUGGCUGUGGGGACCCUGGAUGGCAAGAUCUAUGCAGUCGGUGGAGAGGACAACGUCAGGUGUUACAGCAAUGUAGAGAGGUAUGACCCAGAUGCAGACAGCUGGAGUGCAGAUGUAGCACCCUUGGAUAGCCCCCGCAGUGGAGUGUGCGUGGUGGCGAUGGACGGAUACUUGUAUGCUAUUGGAGGACAUGAUGGGAUUACCGCCAUGAAUACUGUGGAGAGGUACGAUCCAAAAAUGAACGCAUGGAGCAAGCAAGUGCCGAUGCUGACGAGACGCAACAGAGCUGUGGCCUCUGUGCUGAAUGAUCGCUUGUAUGUGAUUGGAGGCAAUGAUGGCGAUUUGACGCUCAACUCAGUGGAGAAAUACAACCCUGAAGAUGGCACCUGGUCAAUAUGUGGCCAUAUGUCCACUCCCAGAGAGAACGCAGGCUGCACCGUGUACCUUGGGCACAUCUACGUGGCCGGGGGCAAAGACGACCUCGGCUUGAAUCUGUGCACAGUGGAGCGCUUCAACCCGGACACCAUCAGGUGGACUCCUGUCAAACGCUUGAGAAGCAAGAGAGACAAUGUGUCCCUUGUGGUGUUUGAGGGUGCUUUGCUGGCCGCUGGGGGUUCUGACGGUGUCACUGAUUUAAAAACAAUAGAAGUUUACAAUAAUGAAAGCAACACAUGGAGGACACACUGUGAUACACUUCAGCCCCAGCAGCAUAAUGAGUGA